Molecule: messenger RNA, 1841 nt
Organism: Physeter macrocephalus (sperm whale)
Lineage: Eukaryota; Metazoa; Chordata; Mammalia; Artiodactyla; Physeteridae
Gene: SPG21
Product: SPG21 abhydrolase domain containing, maspardin
Exons: 9
Coding region: 352-1278 (308 amino acids)
Cellular component (GO): trans-Golgi network transport vesicle; cytosol
Molecular function (GO): CD4 receptor binding
Source: RefSeq, a predicted model, not a curated record
UGCCAUGGUGACCGCCGGAGUCACGCAGCUCCACCCCUUCCUCGCGGCGUGGCCCCGCCCCCCGAACCCGGAAACGAGAGGCUCGAGCCAGCUGCGCGAACGAUUCGGAAGGAGGGAGGGCGGUGGCCGACGCUCGCUUGGCUGCGCUCCCCGCCCCUCGGAGGCCGGCCCUCCAGCGCGUCCCCAAGGUCCACAGCGCUUGCGGGUACUGAGCGCUCAAGCCGCCGGCCCCGACCCGGGCCCAGCAGCUUCCCAGGCCCGCACCCGUAGUGGAGGGAAGAGCCGCCUUGGGGAGGAGGGAAAGGGACCUGGGGGCGGCCACGGCAGGGUUAACCUCCAUUUCAGCUAAUCAUGGGAGAGAUUAAAGUCUCUCCUGAUUAUAACUGGUUUAGAAGUACAGUCCCCCUUAAAAAGAUUAUUGUGGAUGAUGACGACAGUAAAAUCUGGUCGCUCUACGAUGCAGGCCCCAGAAAUAUCAGGUGUCCUCUCAUAUUUCUCCCUCCCGUCAGCGGAACUGCUGAUGUAUUUUUCCGGCAGAUUUUGGCUUUGACUGGAUGGGGUUACCGGGUUAUAGCUUUGCAGUAUCCAGUUUAUUGGGACCAUCUUGAAUUCUGUGAUGGAUUCAGAAAACUUUUAGACCAUUUACAGUUGGAUAAAGUUCAUCUCUUUGGGGCUUCUUUGGGAGGCUUUUUGGCCCAGAAGUUUGCUGAAUACACUCACAAAUCUCCCAGAGUCCAUUCUCUCAUCCUCUGCAAUUCCUUCAGUGACACUUCUAUCUUUAACCAAACAUGGACUGCAAACAGCUUUUGGCUGAUGCCAUCAUUUAUGCUCAAAAAAAUAGUUCUUGGAAACUUUUCAUCUGGCCCAGUGGACCCUAUGAUGGCUGAUGCCAUUGAUUUCAUGGUGGACAGGCUGGAAAGUUUGGGGCAGAGUGAACUGGCUUCAAGACUUACCCUGAAUUGUCAAAAUUCUUAUGUGGAACCUCAUAAAAUUCGGGACAUCCCUGUAACCAUCAUGGAUGUGUUUGACCAGAGCGCACUUUCAACUGAAGCUAAAGAAGAAAUGUACAAACUGUAUCCUAAUGCCCGGAGGGCUCACCUGAAAACAGGAGGCAAUUUCCCAUACCUGUGCAGAAGUGCAGAGGUGAAUCUCUAUGUACAGAUACAUUUGCUGCAGUUCCACGGAACCAAAUAUGCAGCUAUUGACCCAUCGAUGGUCAGUGCUGAGGAGCUCGAGGUGCAGAAAGGCAACCUUGGCAUCAGUCAGGAGGAGCAGUAGCGGUUAGUGAUGAGUGAUCCAGUGUGUUUGUACAAUCAGUGACAUCAGUGCCCACCAGUCGGCCUCUCUCUUCGGUUCGUCAGGUCCACCGGUUAUCACUGUGUUUGGAACUAGGACUGAUUGUCAUCUUCGUGACAGGCGCCAGCUCUUCUAAGCCAGUGUAACUAUUCCCUCUUCAGUUUUUUUAGCUUUUGAACUUAAAGAUGUACUUUUGAAGAUUCCCAUUUUAAGAACUGUGAAAAUUUUGCUACCAAAAGUCUUCACCACUGUGUUGUUAAGUGAAUGUUAAUUUCUGAAUUUGGGGAUUCUGUGGAUUUUUUUCCUUUCCUUUCUUCCUUUCUUUCUGUUAUUUGCUGUAAAUGCUGCGCAUCCACAUUGUGUAUCAGAAGGACGUUGGUUAUUUUUAUGCUUUCUUGGUUAUAACUUAUCAGAGUGCCAAGGCUGUCACCCACUGUUUGCUCUCCUGUCAAUGAACUAUGUCUAAUUUCCAGUUAAGCAAAUUGUUUUCAGUUUUUGCUGUUGUCUUUCUACCCAUUACAGUCUUUGGAAUAAAAAUUUAAUUU